AGGCUAAGUUUCUUUGGAUUAAAAAUUUGCCAUCAUACUUCAAAUUAGCAAAAACUGAUAAAAUAGAUUUAUUUGAGGGACUUUCAGAACAGUUUUUUGAACAAUUCUUUCAUGAUUCUUUGGACCGAAAUCUUCUUGUCAUUAGAAAAUUCAAAACCAUGAAUGAAAAAGGAUCAAUAAAUAUUCCCGAGAAUGCUUUUAAGAUUGAUAAAUAUACUUCAGUAGAGACUGGGAAUGUAAAGUUAAGUAUUAGUAUUAAUGACGAUGGAACAUAUUUUGAAAAUAAGGAUCUUUCAGAAGAAAUUAAUUUUCCUUCAGAAGAUGUAAAUAUAAGACAAAGAUAUCGUCUUACGGGAGUUUUCUUUUGUGAUGGUACCCACCACAUCGAGAUAUUUGCCUUGAAAAUGUUAAAAACAUAG
Racocetra persica is the source of this 419-nucleotide messenger RNA. The record is from the annotation of a GenBank genome assembly. NCBI's taxonomy places the organism in Eukaryota, Fungi, Glomeromycota, Glomeromycetes, Diversisporales, Gigasporaceae.